AUGGGCGGAAAGAUUUCACGUGAAGAGAUGAAGACUCUCCGUAAGGAGACUCGAGGAAAACUCGAUCAAAAGGAGAUUCAAAAGUAUCAUAAAUUUUGGUUUGAUCUUUACAAGGACGGAAAUAUGACCAAGGAAGGAUUUGUAAAGUUUGCACAAUUGGCACUUCCGAAUUGGGAUGGACAAACUGAUGUUGAUUAUCUUUUCAGAGCUAUGGAUAACAAUAAUGAUGGAACUGUCACGUUCAAGGAAUUUUUAUUAUUCCAAUCGAUUACUGCUCCAUCAGCUGAACCAUUGAAUCCUAUGGAAUUAAUUGAUCUUGCUUUUGAUAUGUAUGAUGAAGAUCGUGAUGGAUUUGUCACUGUUGAUGAAAUGCGUGAGUCCUUGCACAACAUGUUCAAGGCCAAAGGUAUGAAUGUAAAUGAUCCAAAUGUAAAGAACCAAAUUGAAAAUAGAAUUAAUAAUUUAUUGAGUCUUGCCGAUAAGAAUAAUGACGGAAAGUUAACUAGAGAAGAAAUUUUCACCGCCUGUGAAAAGGAUCCACAAAUUGUUGCCAUGUUUUAA
Messenger RNA from Naegleria gruberi, 561 nucleotides. RefSeq lists its product as uncharacterized. The record is from RefSeq and is a predicted model, not a curated record. NCBI's taxonomy places the organism in Eukaryota, Heterolobosea, Eutetramitea, Acrasida, Naegleriidae. Bases 1 to 561 code for a protein of 186 amino acids. Gene Ontology annotation, molecular function: calcium ion binding. The transcript has 5 exons.